Messenger RNA from Closterium sp. Naga37s-1, 1335 nucleotides. The record is from the annotation of a GenBank genome assembly. Lineage: Eukaryota; Viridiplantae; Streptophyta; Zygnematophyceae; Desmidiales; Closteriaceae.
AUGCAGGGAGACGACGGAGGCCGUGACUUGCAGACGCAGUCGUUCCGGGCGCACGAGCAUACGGACGCACACAUGGCGGCGGUGGACCGCCAGAUGAAGAUUGCGGCGGGAAUCCGCGAGGGGCAGCAGGUGAUUUCGGACUUCAUCAACUCCGACGUCGAGGGCCGCCGCGCGAUACGGCUGAUGCGGUCGACUCAGUUCCUGUGCCAGUGCGACGCGCCGAUUAGCAUGUUUCCUAAGCUGAUGCGGCAUCUUGCGGAGCAGGACACGCCAGACAUUCCCCGGCAGUCGUACGGCGUUUAUCUCACGCGUGAGGCGUUGGCUGUGAAGGAAGCCGCUGACUCAAACCCGGAUCUCGGCAUGGUCGACAAGGUGGUGCGCACUGUGGCGACUCUGCUCGGAAACUCCCGCGUGUGGAGUCAGCGGUUCAAGUACCUGCAGCGUGUGAUUUACAAGACCAACCUGGAAGUCCAAGGCAUCCACACGGUGCGGUGGCUGUCUCGAGGAGAUGCGGUGGCCAGGCUGUGCAAGCUGGACGUGACUGAGAUUGCGAAGACGAUCGAGUCCACAACGAGUGACCUGACGGAGCGCUACUUGACGCCAAAGAAAGCUUUCGGGGGCGAAGGGAAGAGCUGGCUGGUGAACUUCCUCAAAGUCCACAAGGAGGGUGGAGGCAAGCAGGUCCGGGUGCGCGGCGUGGACGGUGCUGGACGCCCGAUCAACCACCUGUACACCAUGCAUGAGCGGAAGCUGAAGGGGCACAAACACGGAAGCACCUACGCAGACUGCGUGAAGCUGUUCCGCAAAUUCGCCCGUGACUGCGUGGACAACCUCAACAGCCGACUGGAUGACCUUGGGAAGCUGGGGCCGACGAAGCUGUUCCGGGCGGGGAAGUGGCCGAAGAUCAAGGCCCAGCGAGAGAAGAAGUGUAAGGAGUGGCUGAACGGAUGCAGCAGGCUGUUCCGCAACAAGCUGCCGGGAUUCGACCUCAAAGCAGCAGAGAGGGAGCUUCCAACCUUCUGCGCGAUCAUGGAGGCACACCAUGAGAUGGAGAGCUUCACCCAGGGCCUGUCCAACUUCCUUGGGAGCGCAGACUCCAAGAGCUUGAAGCUGGCUGUGGCAGAGAGGGAGAGGAGGGGGAAGCAGAAGGAGGGUGAAGAUGUGGCUGCUGGAAAUGCCGGGGAGAAUGAGGAUGAGGAGGAGGACGAUGAAGUGGAACAGGCCUUCGGCGACGAUCAGGAGAUCGUGGGGGAGGAGGAAGCAGAGGACAAUCCAUUCCUGUCGGACGAUGAGGAUGUGGAGGAGGUGUACUUCAUAGACAAGCCCGUGCACUAG